AUGAAGUACCUGCACAAGUAUGUUCCAGUUUCACAGGAUGGAAAGCCCUAUCCUAUCCUCUGCCAUGGGGACCAACUCAGUGUGGAGAGGAUGGUGGACGCGAAACUCUCUAUGGCUUUCAGUGAGGAUGAGACAGACCAACUGAAGGGCCUCAUUCCUCGUCCCCAAGGCUUUCACAAGAGAUGUAUUGUACUGCAGGACUCUAUGAACUCUCUCUUUAGUGGAAGCACAGUAGGGGAUAAAGGAUCCUUGUUCCAGAUAAAAAACAAGUUUGGGUUUCGUACUGUAAAGAAAAAAACAUCAGACUGUGUGAAUUCCUGUGUAGAUUUCUUCAACUUUGUGACUGAAUCAAGUGUGUGUCUCAUUGUGUGCAACUUACUCAAUAUAGACAACAUAGAUGAGAUUUGUCAAACAAUUCCAACAGAUCAUGCAGCAGUUCAAAAUCUCUUCAUGAACAUUUGUGAACAAGUCAUCAAUCUGGUUUGGCCUCAAAUUGACAAGCAGUCCAUCCAACAGGCAAUACGAGGAGAUGACAGUCUGGUCAAUCAGGAGUCCACCUCAGAUUCUGAAGACCCUAGGUUUCUGGAUGACACCAUUGACUAUUGGAAUGACGACUAUGACUCCUCCCUUGACGAGACAUUGCCAUACUAUGAAGAAAAUGAAGAUGAUGAUUUUGAAGAGGAACUUACAGAGACGCAUCAAGAGAGCCACGAUUCUGUGUUCAAUUACAGUCGGUGCAUGGUUUGGCGAGGUCUACUUCAUAUGGUGCAGACAUUAGCCGAACGUGAAAAUGAUGGCCACCAAAUCAUCGCGGACUGGAGACUCGACAUGGUCCACUUCUGGAAUAACAACCACAACAAGUAUCUUAUUUUGGGCCAUCGGUUAUUGGCAGGUAAUACCAAAUGCAAUGAAUGAGAUUUUGUACAAGUACAUGUAGAGAAAUUUGAAUCAUUUUAAUUUUUACCGUAUACUUCAGGAGUAAGUGGAUGGCUUCCAGCACGAAUCAGGCACGAACUGAUAUGGAAUAGCACAGCAAAUCUUGUCGGUAAACCUGGCCACAACAUAGCCUUAGACCUUGUAAAUGAGUUCCUGAACAAUGAAUUCAAAGGUGAAGGCAAACUAUUUGUAUUCACUAAAUUACGAAAUAAAUACAUGUAAUAAAAAAGCAAUAAUCAAAAGUAGUUAUUAACUGUAUGUUAUUAUCAA
Messenger RNA from Saccostrea cuccullata (small rock oyster), 1206 nucleotides. RefSeq lists its product as uncharacterized. The transcript is spliced from 2 exons. Bases 1 to 915 code for a protein of 304 amino acids. Lineage: Eukaryota; Metazoa; Mollusca; Bivalvia; Ostreida; Ostreidae. The record is from RefSeq and is a predicted model, not a curated record.